Molecule: messenger RNA, 279 nt
Organism: Hemisphaericaspora subhashii
Lineage: Eukaryota; Fungi; Ascomycota; Pichiomycetes; Serinales; Debaryomycetaceae
Gene: DPM3
Product: Dpm3p
Exons: 1
Coding region: 1-279 (92 amino acids)
Biological process (GO): GPI anchor biosynthetic process
Cellular component (GO): dolichol-phosphate-mannose synthase complex; endoplasmic reticulum membrane
Source: RefSeq, a predicted model, not a curated record
AUGACUAAAGCAACAGAGACAGGAUUGACCUUAUUCGCUAUAUCAGCCAUAUAUUAUGCCUUAUGGACUAAACUUAUACCAAUUCCUGAAUUAUUACAUGAAGAAAUUCUUCCAUAUUUACCAUGGUGGGCAUUAGUUUCAUUUGGAGCAUAUGCUUUGGCUACAUUAGGUUGGGGUAUUGUUACAUUCAAAGAUAAGGAAGAUAAAUACAAAGAAUUGGUUGGACAGAUUGAAGAAGCUAAAGGUUUUUAUAAAUCAAAGGGAAUUGAGUUAGAUUAA